AGAACAACGAAUCUCUGCCGUGAUUUGAACUUGUCGAAAUGUUGAAAGAGAACCUAGUAGAGCAGCGAAUACUCGAGGGCUUAAUUGUAUUUGGCUCUUAAGGUUAAUGAUGGUAAUUAAUUUGUUUACGAUCAGCCGGACCAGGGGAACGAAACACUGUCAUAUCAGACAGGCAACGGGAACGAAGGUUCAGCAAACUAUUUGAGUCUGCACUGACACACUAUAAUUGUUGUUAUCAGAAUGGUUGGUCCGAUAUCGUUCUUUGCAAUUCUAGUGAUAGCUUUCCACGUCCAUGUGAGCUGUAUAUUAGCUGAAAGCGCCGUGAAAGCAGGGCAAAAUGAUGAAAACGAUCUUCCUACAAACGGGGGUUGUGAACGUGGCUUACCAGGGCGAGACGGGCGUGAUGGGCGUGACAGCAUAAUUGCAGGCCCACCUGGCGCAACAGGUUCUCCUGGAAGUCGUGGUGCUCCGGGCCCACCAGGCAAUAGUGGAGGCACAGUGUACACAAGAUGGGGAAAAAAGACAUGCCCAAGUGGAGCAACUCUUGUAUAUUCAGGUGUCAUGGGUGGAUCUCACUAUACUCAUAACGGUGGUGGCUCAAACUAUCUCUGCAUGCCUCUUGAUCCAAUCUACGAUAAAGUAAAAGCGGGCAACCAAGGUUAUUCUUACAUUUAUGGUGUAGAAUACGAAAUGAAUGCACAUGCGUCUCUUUUUUCAACCAACCUUCAUGAUCACGAAGCUACGUGCGCUGUUUGUGAAGCUGAGAAUCGUGGCAGCCAGCUUAUGAUACCUGCACGUAACGUCUGUCCAUCUGGGUGGAAUCUUGAGUACAAAGGUUAUUUAAUGUCCGAUCACAUCAGUCAUAAACGAACACAAUUCAUUUGUGUUGAUUCUGAUGCUGAGGCUGUUCCAGGAACUCAGAAUAACUUGAACGGGGGGUUGUUGUAUGUCGUUGAGAGUCACUGCGGUUCUCUGCCAUGUUUGCCUUACGCACAAGGGAAGGAACUGACAUGCGCUGUGUGCACCAAGUAACCCUACAGUACUCGUUUACGCUGUAUUUCAAUUGUUUUUUUACAAUGUUGUUCACGAUGUAACUUGAAACAAUAAAGAAUCUGUUACA
Molecule: messenger RNA, 1120 nt
Organism: Dendronephthya gigantea
Lineage: Eukaryota; Metazoa; Cnidaria; Anthozoa; Malacalcyonacea; Nephtheidae
Product: short-chain collagen C4-like
Exons: 5
Coding region: 241-1032 (263 amino acids)
Source: RefSeq, a predicted model, not a curated record